Molecule: messenger RNA, 1089 nt
Organism: Chenopodium quinoa (quinoa)
Lineage: Eukaryota; Viridiplantae; Streptophyta; Magnoliopsida; Caryophyllales; Amaranthaceae
Product: protein FAR1-RELATED SEQUENCE 5-like
Exons: 4
Coding region: 1-1089 (362 amino acids)
Source: RefSeq, a predicted model, not a curated record
AUGAAUGCAGCAGAUAAUGUAAUUUUAGGAGACAAUAUAAAUGAAGAAAGAGAUGAUGAAGAAAGAGAUGAAGAUGCUGCAAGUAUAAUAGAUUAUUACAAAUAUGACAAGGAUGAAAACAUAAGUAAAUGUCUAGCAAGUUAUACAGUAUCAAACUACAAUGAGGGAUAUGUGUUAUACAAAGCUCAUUCAAGAUCUGUUGGUUUCAGUGUCAGAAAAUCAACAAAGAGAAGAGAUUCCAAUGAUAAAAUGUAUGAGUUUUAUUUAAUAUGUUCUAAGGAACGAUAUACAAAGGGUAAAAUGAAGAUAGCAACUGAACAAAAUACUGUGGAAAUACCCUUAUUGGGUAAAACUGAUGCAAAAAAGAGAAAAGAUAGGGAGGUAAAUGAGACAAGAACUGGAUAUAAAGCCCAUAUUCGUUUCAAGAAAAACAAAGAAGGAAAUUUCGAAGUUGUUACACAUGAGUUGGAGCAUAAUCAUGAAUUGGUUAUAGCAGUUCAACGACAUCAUCUAAGAUCAGAAAGGCAAAUAUUAGCGCCAAUGGGUGAACUAAUUGAGAGCAUGAUUGAGAGUGGUAUUAAACCAAUGGAUGCUUAUAAUUAUAUAAGCAAUGAAGCUGGAGGAGAAGAAUGUGUAGGUCAUACUAAGAGAGAUCACCUUAAUUAUGUAUCAAGGGUGAAAAUGAGUAUGGUUGAAGGUGGAGACAUGCAGAAUGUGUUAGACACUCUUCAAGAAAGAGCAGAUCAAGAUCCCUCAUUCUUUUAUAGAUUGAAAUUUGGAGAAGAAAAUAAUGUUGUGAGAUAUUUUUGGCGUGACUCCCAAAUGCUUGAAGAUUUCAAAGCUUUUGGUGAUGUUUUAAUCUUCGAUACAACAUACAGAACAAACAAAUAUGGGUUGAUAUGUGCUCCAUUUGUUGAGACUGGAUUGUUGUGCUUUCACAUUAUCAAGAUAAUGCAAAUGUACAACAUACAUUCUAUACCAGAGAGAUACAUUCUGAAACGUUGGACCAAGCUUGCUAAAUCAAGGAUAUGGGAUGAGAAUGAAUCAGAUAAUCUUAUUCCUGAUAUAUUCAAUCUAAUUUCUGAUUGA